Molecule: messenger RNA, 951 nt
Organism: Chenopodium quinoa (quinoa)
Lineage: Eukaryota; Viridiplantae; Streptophyta; Magnoliopsida; Caryophyllales; Amaranthaceae
Product: putative ripening-related protein 1
Exons: 1
Coding region: 364-951 (195 amino acids)
Source: RefSeq, a predicted model, not a curated record
UUUUUUUUGGGGGGGGGGGGUCAAUUUAUAGUUUAUUAGCCAUUUUCUAAUAAAAAGGGCUAAAGACUCAUGUAAGGAAUACCCUUGACUGCACCUAACUCUAUGUACACACAAAGACAUAUCGGUUGAUUAAUAUGGCACAACGUAUUACUCACGUAGACUUUUGACUUACUAGUCUAGCCAACUAUCACCAAACUUUAGUAAAUACUCACAUUGACUUUGACUUUGACUUAUUAUUCUAACCCAAAAACCACGAUAACAAGUAGUACUCUGUACUAAUAAUGCACCAUUUCUUGACUAAAAUCUCUGUAAGUAUACCCAAGUUAGGGGCACAAUUCCGCAUCACAGACAACACUAACAAUCAUGAAAAAUCUUGUUACUGGCACACCAAGCUCCUACUACUAUACUUUUAUAAUAGUGCUCCUCACAAUUUCCACCAAAUUCCUGCACACCACCCAUGCCCAAGCUUGCAACCCAGGCCAGCCCCUGAUCGGAACCGGUGGCGGCCAAUGUGACCCCAAUGAAGCCGACUGCUGCAAAGCUGGGCAGUCAUACACUACUUAUGACUGCUCGCCCCCGGUUACUGCCCAAACCCAAGCUGUGCUGACUCUAAACAGUUUUGCUGAGGGCGGGGAUGGGGGUGGCCCCUCGGAGUGUGAUGGUAGCUACCACCCUGACAAUACCCGUGUGGUGGCGCUGUCAACAGGAUGGUACAACGGGGGCUCACACUGCCUCCAGGAGAUCAUCAUCAGUGGCAAUGGGCAGACGACAAGGGCGAAGGUCGUGGAUGAAUGUGACUCCAGAAAUGGGUGUGAUGAAGAACAUGGGUACCAAGUCCCUUGUAAGAACAAUGUUGUUGAUGCGUCUAAGGCAGUUUGGAGCGCCCUUGGAGUGCCAGAGGACUCAGAUCAGUAUGGUCAGAUGCAAAUUACUUGGUCUCUGAGUGACUAG